AUGGGACCGGUUCGCAACUGUGAUGCGCAGCUGUAUAUUCUCUGGGCUGCGCUCCAUCAUCCAACGAAUAUACUGCAGGACCCAGUCUAUGGGAAAGGAAAGCUGGCAGAGAUCCAAGGCCUUAUUCUGGGUAUGCUGGACACUUUUAACUAUGAACAGACUUUACUUGAAACAACCACCAGUCUGUUGAACCAUGACCUCCACUGGUCCCUGGCUCACCUGCGUGCUGCUGUCACAAGGGGACUCCACCCACGACAAGACCACUGUAACAUCUGCCUCCAGCAGUACAAGAGGAGGCAGGACUCAGCUGAGGAGAUCAUUGUGUUCAGCUGUGGCCACCUGUACCACUUCCAGUGCCUGCAGCAGAAGGACUCUGGGUGGGGCUUUAGUUCAGAGGUGCAACAGCGAUGGAGCUGCUACAAGUGUUCCUCCAGCCAAGGAGGAAGGGGCGGGCUUUCCACUGAGACAAAAAGAGGCCGCAGCACGUCCCUGGCACAGACUCGUGUAACAUCAGUGUAUCAUGACGCAGGAGCAGAGGCUCGCAGGAAGAAGGUGGUUGUUGACGCAAUGUUGGACCUUCAGCAGGAACAGUCCUGGGAUCAGCUACGCUGUUUAUACCGAGGACCAUCCAGGUUGUCCAUCCUUUCAGAACUUGCCCACUGCCGUAGCAAUGACAAGACAGGGCUUCUAAUCCCAGCUCAACCAGGAACAGAGAUUUUCCAACUUAAACUCUCUCCUCCACCCUUAUUGGAAGAGUAGCACCAUGACUGGUUGUGGAUCCAUGUUUUCUUCAUUUUUCCAGACUUAAGUCAAUGGGAUUGGUUAAAGUCAUUGGCCUAACUAUUCUACAUCAGUGUCGGCUGUAGAAUUUCCACUGUUUUUGUUGUGUGACAGUUGAUAUUUUAUGUCUUUCAAAACAAAUUGUUUAAUAUUGAUAAUAUUUAGUCACUCUAAUUUUACUGAAUGUAGCUUUAAUUUUAUCCAUUGUUUAUGUACUACAGUUGGCUGAAUAAUGUUGCUUGGUUUGCAUGUUGGUGCUGGGAUGUCAAAAGGUGGAUCCUAACAUAACUGCAAAGGAUGUUGUGGGGAAGGGAAAUUAUACUGAAUGUUUGUUUACAAGUAGUAAAAAGACGCAAGAUACUUUCGCCUUUUUUAGGGAUGUUAAUAGUAAUGAUAAAUGACCUUUGUUGACCAAAUCCAAAACUGAAUAAAUAUAAACUGCUUAAUUAAUUUUCAGAGGUUUUACCUUUUGUUGAUGUUAGUGGUACGUGUCGCAGUUUUUAAAAUCCGUGAUCGGAUGUUUCUUACUAAAAAUGCCCCUUUGGA
Messenger RNA from Sander lucioperca (pikeperch), 1326 nucleotides. RefSeq names its product vacuolar protein sorting-associated protein 8 homolog. Gene Ontology annotation, cellular component: early endosome; late endosome; HOPS complex. Bases 1 to 759 code for a protein of 252 amino acids. Lineage: Eukaryota; Metazoa; Chordata; Actinopteri; Perciformes; Percidae. The transcript is spliced from 7 exons. The record is from RefSeq and is a predicted model, not a curated record. Gene Ontology annotation, biological process: protein targeting to vacuole; endosomal vesicle fusion.